Osmia lignaria (orchard mason bee) is the source of this 1244-nucleotide messenger RNA. The record is from RefSeq and is a predicted model, not a curated record. NCBI's taxonomy places the organism in Eukaryota, Metazoa, Arthropoda, Insecta, Hymenoptera, Megachilidae.
AUGCGCAAAGUUAUGGAUCAGACUCUGGAUCAGACAAGUUAUAUUUUAUCAGUAGCACAGAAGUAUGAAAUUGUAAACUCUAAAUUAUAUGCUACCCCGAUGGAGCAAAAUCUAAAAUUGGAAACCGCAAAAUUAACGUGUGAAAAAAUUCAAUAUAGAAAUUUGAUUGGAGCUCUUUUGUAUAUUAGCUCAGCAAUUAGACCCGACAUAAGUUUUAGUGUCAACUACUUGAGUAGGUUCCAAAAUGGCUACGAUAAUACUCAUUAUAGAAAUUUGGACGUUAAGAUUAUAGACUGUUAUGUAGACGCCGACUGGGCAGGCGAUGUUACUGAUCGGAAAUCGACAACUGGUUAUAUUAUAAGAUUAUAUGGAAAUGUGAUAUUUUGGAAGUCGGGGAAACAAAAUAGUGUUACAAAAUCCUCUACUGCAGCGGAGUAUGUAGCAUUAUCCGAAUGUGUGAGCGAACUAAGAGUUGUUAAAAAUAUUUUGCUAGACUUUAACGUUGAAACGUAUGAUCCUACAAAAAUCUAUGAGGAUAAUUCGGGUGUGAUAAACAUAGCCAAGUUCGUUGAUACGAUGAUAAAACCAUCUUUCAUUGAAGUAGCUUCUUUGACUGGCGUCGCUGCCCGUCAAGUAUUCGGAAAAACUCUGCAUUCCUUGUUCUCGUUGCCUAUUGAAAAAGGUACUGCAAUGACCUAUCGACGACUGACAGGACAGAGGCUCGAACAGGAGAGACGAAAGUGGCGUCAUACAAGGUGGUUGAUUAUCGACGAGAUAUCAAUGAAACUAUUUGGUGGCGUAAAUGUACUUCUCUUUGGCGAUAUCAUGCAGUUGCCCCCAGUACCGGCACUUCGAAGAGAUCAACUAGAACAGGGAGAGUUGCCGAACGCGGUACUUAUAGACGACGACUCCAUUGCAAAUAGAUUUAAAGAUAUCGACGGUUACAUCCCAAUAUCUCCAGUUGUAGCAACGUUUCAGGCGACGAAAGGUUAUGGGGACGUCGAGCGCAGAAUGUUACCACUUAUUCUAAGUUGGGCAGUAACGGUGCAUAAAUUACAAGGGACUACAUUAAACAAAGCUGUAAUUGAUCUUGGCAAAAAGAAUUUUGCAAAAGGCCAAAUUUACGUCGCUCUUAGUCGGGUCAAAAGUUUAGAUGGUUUAGCUCUAUCUGAUUUAGCACCAAACAAAGUCCUCGUUAAACCGCAUGACGAAAGAGCAUUCGCAGAAAUGCAAAGAUUACGACG